AUACUUGUCACAGUUUGACAACAAAGACUAGUAUAGGAGAUAAACAAGUUGUCGAAGCUCCAGUAAGUAUCACUAUUCGAUGUAAAGGUAAGAGUAAUCUCAUUUCUUAUUUUCUUUACGUGUUUGAUUACAAUACUUAAUUUUAAAUAUGUUUUAUUGGUAUAUAUUUAUAUAUUGUUUCACAAGAAAGAGUCAAUUUUCCGAUUACGAUUAUCUAAAGCGUCUAUUAGCUGAAAAGAUCAUUUACAUUAGAGACCUGUGUUUAAAUAUGCACAUAGUAUGUUAUUUUGUUAUUUUUCCCUACAUAGACAUGUCGUCUGCUUCAGAUUUAAACAUGGUGCUGCUGGGUAAAACAGGUAAUGGAAAAAGUUCGACCGGAAAUACAAUUUUGCGUCGUGACGUAUUCCCCACCUCAGACAGGUCAACGUCCUUGACAAAGUUAGCAACACUGGAAUGUUCCCAGUCUGAGUUAACGAGCUCCAUCAUCCAUGUAGUAGACACCCCUGGACUCAUGGACACUGAUGACGACGAUGCAUUGUCAGUGAUCGGUCAGGGGAUGAGCUUGUGUCCUGAUGGUUUUGACGCAGUUAUUGUUGUGUUACGAUAUGGAAGCACAUUAACAAGAGAGGAAGAGGGGUGUGUAAAUAUACUGAAACAACAUUUGGGGCCCACAUUUUUACAAGACUAUGGUGUUAUUAUAAUGACGCACGGAGACAGUUUCGACUUAAAUAGAACUGCUAUCAGUUUCUCAGAUUGGUGCAGAGCAGAGAACCACAACGAUAAGUUUGGACACCUUCUGACUGAAUGUAGAGGGCGCUGUGUUCUAUUUCACAACAAAGGAAACCAGUAUGAGGAAAAGAGGGAAAGAAGCGUCGUUGCUCUGAUUGACAUUAUAAGGACUCGAAUUCGCAGACGUUACAGGUGUCAGAAUUUCGAUGCAGCCGUUGAAACAAGAAACAUAAUGCUGGAGAAAAUCAAUAUGCCCGCUUUGCAUAAGGUGGUACAAGAAAAUAUAAGCCUGAUGGAAGAGUUACUACAAAAAGAUAUGAAAUCUGAAACAUUCUCGUUCGAUAACAUGAACAAUCGUGCACAGGAACUGCAUAAAGCCAUCAAUGACCUACCGGAUUCCCCUGAGGUGAAGGUGCUGAUAGUCAAGAUUAAGCUAAUUACAGAUAAAAUUGAUUACUUAAAGAGAGAAACGGACAAACAAAAACGAAGCGAGACUCAAAAGCAAAUGAAAAAGGAUCUGAGAAUAGUAAAAAAUCCUCCCAGCAAAUCCCCUGUGAUUAUCGCCAAUGUCCAACUGAUGUUCGCAAAGGUCGCCUACCCAUUAGGAAUAACGUUUACUUUGGGAUUCGCUGCAGAUUUCCUAAGAAAUCUGGUCUUCGAAAAGAAAAUUGUGUACGAAGUGGAAGUCAAGAUGUUUGAAAAGAGAAACAAACGCUAUGCUGAAGCGAUGGAGCGAUAUUUAAAACUAGACAGUCUCAGCAGCAGCUAAAGUAUUUAACACUGGUGCAAGGGAAACCUUCAUUUCGAAAUUGUAUAGAGAUUAUUCUAUGUUUUUUAAUGAACCAAAAUACAUUUUUUUUAAAACUAUACGCUCACAAUUUUUUUUGAAGAGAUGGCACCCUGGCUAUAAGAGUGUACCACUUACAAAACCAUUAACAAUUAAAUCGUGCUAAAAGUUUAAAUAAAACAUCACAAUUUUCUGAAGAUGCAUUAUUUUUUUUAAAUAUAGGUAGGGAAGGACAUUAUCCAUUAAAAUCUAUUUAACAUUUGUUUUUGUAGAAACCUCUAAAAAAUUAAUACCACUUUGUAUAAUAUAUUAAUAUUAAAAUAAAAAUUAAUUUAAAAAAAUAGAUAUUUCCCCCACUUGUUACUCUUCUCAGUUUUUUAAACACAGAAAGAAAAAUAAGAAAGUCAAAUAUAAUUAGAUUUGGCAUAACACAUGAUUAAAUGUCAAUUUAUAUGAAUUCCUCAAAAAGAUUUGACAUGUUUUAUCAAUUUUUCUACCAACUUCACAGGAUGAUUCUUUUAUAGCGAUUAAAUAAU
Lymnaea stagnalis (great pond snail) is the source of this 2052-nucleotide messenger RNA. Lineage: Eukaryota; Metazoa; Mollusca; Gastropoda; Lymnaeidae. The record is from the annotation of a GenBank genome assembly.